This is a messenger RNA of Phyllostomus discolor (pale spear-nosed bat), 2313 nucleotides long. RefSeq names its product deltex E3 ubiquitin ligase 3 (gene DTX3). Gene Ontology annotation, biological process: protein ubiquitination; Notch signaling pathway. The coding region runs from base 640 to 1683 and encodes 347 amino acids. The transcript is spliced from 6 exons. The record is from RefSeq and is a predicted model, not a curated record. Lineage: Eukaryota; Metazoa; Chordata; Mammalia; Chiroptera; Phyllostomidae.
GCCUUUCUCUAUCCCAUAUGAUUCCUCGAAGGCCCUUCUAGCAUAAGGAUCACAGCAAUUUGCUCUGUCUUCCCCAUCCACCUGGACCGACACUCCUCCUAGCCCGCCCACCCACCACCACCAGCUCCUGUAGCUGCCACGCAGCUGGCCGGGGAAGAAAAGGGAGAGGGUCCCGGGAGCGGGUGGCGAGCAGGGUGGCGUCUGGAAGGGAUUUAACCUCCUACCCCCAGUUCCACGACGCCACUCCCUGCAAAGACUGGGACGGAGCCUCCAUUUUUGUUUGGGGGGGCAGGCAGGGGCUCCAGGAUGGAAGGUUGAGGGGGGACGGUGAUUGGCGCCUGGGGGGGUGCAGUCGGCUGUUUCCCUCAGUUUGCACCCCCUUCACAAUCACCCCCGCCCCCGCCACCUUCUCGGGGUCUCCCCCCCUUGUUGCUAAGGCCCAGGCCGUCAUCCCAGCAACAGCCUCAGUCAUGUGAUCGGCAAUGGCGGCGCUGACGAGAGUCCUGGUCAGCUGAGUGUGGAAUAGAGGGAUUUCUGCCGCUGUCAUCGUCCAUGGGCUUUCAAGGUCACACCACCUACAAGUAGGGAGCAGGGACAGAAAGAGAGCCUGCAUGCCAUUUCUAAGCUCUUCAGGAUCAAAUGUCGUUCGUCCUGUCCAGAAUGGCAGCCUGUGGAGGCACCUGCAAGACCAAAGUGACUGUCUCCAAGCCUGUGUGGGACUUCCUGAGCAAGGAGACCCCAGCCCGGCUGGCCCGGCUUCGGGAGGAGCACCGUGUGUCCAUCCUCAUAGAUGGCGAAACUUCUGACAUCUAUGUUCUCCAGCUUUCCCCACAGGGCCCUCCCCCGGCCCCUCCCAAUGGGCUCUACCUGGCCCGGAAGGCUCUUAAGGGGCUGCUAAAAGAGGCGGAGAAAGAGCUGAAGAAAGCUCAGAGGCAGGGGGAGCUUAUGGGCUGCCUGGCUUUGGGGGGUGGGGGGGAACACCCUGAGCUGCACCGCCCAGGCCCACCCCCUCUCAGAGCAGCCCCACUCCUGCCCCCAGGGGCACGGGGUCUUCCCCCACCUCCUCCUCCCCUGCCCCCUCCUCUCCCUCCCCGCCUUCGGGAGGAGGCAGAAGAGCAAGAGAGUACCUGCCCCAUCUGUCUGGGGGAGAUCCAGAAUGCCAAGACGUUGGAGAAGUGCCGGCACUCUUUCUGUGAAGGCUGCAUCACCCGGGCCCUGCAGGUGAAAAAGGCCUGCCCCAUGUGUGGCCGCUUCUAUGGGCAGCUGGUGGGCAACCAGCCCCAGAAUGGGCGGAUGCUGGUCUCUAAGGACUCCACACUCCUACUGCCCAGCUAUGAGAAAUACGGCACCAUCGUCAUCCAGUAUGUCUUCCCGCCCGGUGUCCAGGGGGCUGAACACCCAAACCCAGGAGUUCGGUACCCUGGCACCACACGGGUGGCCUACCUCCCAGACUGCCCCGAGGGCAACAAGGUGCUGACCCUGUUCCGAAAGGCGUUUGACCAGCGUCUCACCUUCACUAUUGGCACGUCCAUGACCACAGGGAGACCGAAUGUCAUCACCUGGAACGACAUCCACCACAAGACCAGCUGCACAGGGGGACCCCAGCUGUUUGGGUACCCGGACCCCACCUACCUGACCCGGGUGCAAGAGGAGCUGAGAGCCAAGGGUAUCACAGACGAUUGAAGGACAUCCCCUUUGCCAAGGCCCCUGCCGUUCUCCUCCACUAGGACCCAACAGAAGCCUCUGUCCUUUUCUCCUUCUGCCCCCCAUACCACACAGUCGGGGACCUGUCUGACUGGGGAAGGAGUUCAAAGAGGGAGGGGGCCAUCCCUUUCUCUGUCCCCCGCAGGCCAAGUGCUUCAGUGCAGUGUGAGCCGCUCCCUUCUGACAGAGGCUGUUCCUCAGGCUCUGCCUCCCUCCUCCCCUGUACAUACUCCCAGUCUUCCUGCCCCCUCCAUUGCCCUUGGCUUUUUCUGGUAUGUGCUGUGCGCCAGUGACUAAGCUGAGAAAGGACCUGAGUGGGGAGGGGAAGGGGUCUUGAACCCCCCCACCCCCCAGUACAUCUCCACUGCUGAACUUCAGUGCAGGGGAGGGGGAUUCUAGCGGGUGUGAGCCCCCAUGGAGCCCGCGCUGUGUUACUCAGAACCAAUUCCCCAUCUACGUUAACCUUGCCCUUUCCUGUCUCUGUUUCUGUCCGUCUGUCUUCUCCUGCUCUUCUCUGUACCCAAUAAGGAGCCUCCUUACCCUGUUCUGGAACCACCGCCAAACUGUAGCUUUUAACUUAAUAAAAAUAAAGUAAAAUAUGCAACUCUA